Lactuca saligna is the source of this 495-nucleotide messenger RNA. NCBI's taxonomy places the organism in Eukaryota, Viridiplantae, Streptophyta, Magnoliopsida, Asterales, Asteraceae. The record is from the annotation of a GenBank genome assembly.
AUGCUAUCCACCACCAGUCCAACACCAACAACCGCCACACAAACCGUCGGAGUCAUGCAAAGCUCCAUAUCCGUCACUCAACAACCAUUACCUGUUUUCCGGCAGCCACCAGGGGUUCAUCUACCUCAUUACCCUCCAAAUUACAUCCCAUACGGUCCAUAUUUCUCCCCAUUUUAUGUCCCUCCACCACCUGCUAUCCAUCAGUUUUUAAGCAACGAGACAUUCCCACAACAAGGCGGCGGAGGCAUGUAUCCAGCACCACCACCACUAGUGGCUGCCACCUCUAAUUCUAAAUACCCGCUUCCACAAUAUAAGCCAGGAAGCAAUACAGGGAAUAUUGGAAUGGCAGGAAGCUAUGGACCGUAUGCUUCAGCAGCCCCUGCUGGUUAUAACCAAAGAAUGCAAUUUAAUCACGACAAUGUUAGGCCAGUACAGUUGCAAUCCGUGGAAGUGCUCCCUAAAAAGGCUGUUAAUAUCUUGAAGGAAAAUAGGUAG